AUGCCUCCGCCUGAUGCAGAUCUUCAUCCCGUGGCCACCGGCCUGGCGAAGAAAACGGUAGAUGGCAUUCCGUACCAAUACAUUGAAGGCAAGUCCGUAACUAUACAUCCGUACACGACAACCGGAAACCCCCCGUUGACACAUAGUCCAGUGAACCCGUACCACAAGGGCGAGGACCUGCUCCGCUCCAACCCGCGCGGCCUGGUCCCCACCCUCGAGGUCGCCCCGGGCAAGUCCCUCUACGAGAGCAUCGUGCUGCUCGAGUACCUGGAGGACGCCUUCCCGGACCACCGGCCCCUGCGGCCCGCCGACGACUACCAGCGGGCGCGCGCCCGCAUCUGGUCCGACUUCGUCACCAGCCGCGUCAUCCCGGCCUUCCACCGGCUGCUGCAGUUCCAGCCAUCGCGGGUUGAGGGCGGCGGCGGCGGCGGCGAGGACCGUCUGGACGCGCUGCGGGCCGAGUACCGGGCCAAGCUGCUCGAGUUCGCGCGCGACAUGGAUCCGGCCGGCCCGUUCUUCCUGGGCCCCGAGCUCACGACCGUCGACCUGGUCAUGGUGCCCUGGGCGCUGCGCCACUGGGUCUUCGACCGGUUCAAGGGUGGGUUGCGCAUCCCGGAGCCCGGGGCCGGCGGCCGCGACGAGGAGGCGUGGGCCAGGUGGAGGACGUGGCUCGAUGCCAUGCAGCAGAGGGACAGCGUGCGCAACACGACCAGCGAGGAGCAGUACUACCUGCCCAUCUACAAGAGAUAUGCGGAUGACGAGGCGCAGAGCGAGCUGGCCAAGGCUACAAGGGAGGGGCGGGGUGUGCCAUAG
This is a messenger RNA of Neoarthrinium moseri, 813 nucleotides long. RefSeq lists its product as uncharacterized. The record is from RefSeq and is a predicted model, not a curated record. Gene Ontology annotation, cellular component: cytoplasm. NCBI's taxonomy places the organism in Eukaryota, Fungi, Ascomycota, Sordariomycetes, Amphisphaeriales, Apiosporaceae. The transcript is spliced from 2 exons. Bases 1 to 813 code for a protein of 270 amino acids.